Molecule: messenger RNA, 345 nt
Organism: Komagataella phaffii GS115
Lineage: Eukaryota; Fungi; Ascomycota; Pichiomycetes; Pichiales; Pichiaceae
Product: Protein that forms a complex with Spt5p and mediates both activation and inhibition of transcription
Exons: 1
Coding region: 1-345 (114 amino acids)
Biological process (GO): positive regulation of DNA-templated transcription, elongation; mRNA processing; regulation of transcription elongation by RNA polymerase II
Cellular component (GO): nucleus; DSIF complex
Molecular function (GO): RNA polymerase II complex binding; zinc ion binding
Source: RefSeq, a predicted model, not a curated record
AUGUCCACUAACAAAGGUGUGAGAGAAAGAGCAUGUAUGCUCUGUGGUAUUGUCUUGCCUGGUAGGGUAUUCAUGCAAAACGGCUGUCCUAACUGCGACUCAGUAUUGAAUUUGAGGGACAGUGAUCAAGCUACCGUCAACGAGUGCACAUCGUCAUCUUUUGAGGGUUUGGUGGCCGUUGGAGAUAAUGAACACUCCUGGGUUGCUAAAUGGCUCAGAGUAGAUCGAUUUCAGCCAGGUCUGUACGCCGUUCGAGUUGAUGGAAGGUUACCCAGUGAUAUCGUAGCAGCUUUGGAACAGUAUGGUGUCUAUUAUAGGCCACGAGAUGGCUCUGUGAUUGACUAG